Mesorhabditis belari is the source of this 849-nucleotide messenger RNA. The record is from the annotation of a GenBank genome assembly. Lineage: Eukaryota; Metazoa; Nematoda; Chromadorea; Rhabditida; Rhabditidae.
AUGGUGCCGAUGUUGUUACUCGGGAUGAAUAAAACGUGGAGACAUAAUAUGGAUCGAGCUGUUUCUCUAUGGAUGACCAUUCCAAUGUGCUUUCUCGAGUGGUUCUUCGGGGUGACAAUCCGGGUGUGCGGAGAUCCGAUCGAGUAUGAUGAGCCGGCAAUGAUACUCAUGAAUCAUCGAACAAGAUUAGAUUGGAUGUACAUUUGGUCAGCUCUUUUCCAAAUAAAUCCCUGGUUGAUUACGUCGAAUAAAAUCUCGAUGAAGAAAGAGUUGAAGUUCUUGCCGGGAGCAGGAUUCGGCAUGUCGGCGAAUCAAUUCAUCUUUUUGGAAAGAAACAUCGAGAAAGAUAAGGAAAGCUUCGAGAAUACGAUUGAAUACUAUGCGAGUAUGAAGAAUAACUAUCAGGUGCUGCUCUUCCCUGAAGGCACAGAUAAAACCGAUUGGACGACCGCCAAGAGCAAUUCGUUUGCGAAGAAAAACGGGUUGAGCCAACUCGAGUACGUUCUCUACCCGCGCGUGGCCGGCUUCAAUCACUUGCUCAACAAAAAUGAGACAAGGAAUUUCGUUUUAGAAAACUAUAUCUCGUACAUCUAUGACAUCACAAUCGGUUAUCCAUAUAAAACCGUGCAAACCGAGAUCCAUCUCGUAGCGAAAGGAGAUGCUCCAAAAGAGGUCCACUUCCAUGUGAAAAAAAUCCCGAUCUCGGAGAUCCCAAGGAGUGAUACGGCGGCUGGAGCAUGGUUGACAAAACUAUGGCUUGAGAAAGAGGAACGCUUAAGGAAAUACUACGCCGAACCGAGAGAGUCCUUUCGUCGAUUCGAAUCUAAUGGAUUCUCGUGGAGCAAUGUA